Molecule: messenger RNA, 912 nt
Organism: Contarinia nasturtii (swede midge)
Lineage: Eukaryota; Metazoa; Arthropoda; Insecta; Diptera; Cecidomyiidae
Product: rhomboid-related protein 2-like
Exons: 4
Coding region: 13-876 (287 amino acids)
Cellular component (GO): membrane
Molecular function (GO): serine-type endopeptidase activity
Source: RefSeq, a predicted model, not a curated record
AUUUACAAAACAAUGAGUUCCAUUUCGAAUUCGUCAUGGUGUACUGCUGAAAAUUCAUCAAAUGAGUCUAUAAAAUUCAUUGAUGGUGUGAGCGGCAAAAGUUCAAACUUAAAAGUUUUUUACACAGUGGAUAGUGAAAUAAAAGCACAAAAUGCGAAUAAUGACGCUCAAAAUUGUCAAAUUUUACUCAGAACAAAUGAACGAAUUGAACAAAAAUCAAAGUCGGAUAGUCGCACCGUUUGCUUUGGAAAGACUUUACAAUUUGUUCAGGAAAUCAAGGAAUUUUACACAUGGAAAGUACCAUGGAUUAUCAUUUUACUUAGUGUUGUUCAGGUGGUUGUUUAUUUUGUCGCUUGCAAUGUGUCUAUCGCUCGUCUCACGUUCAAUCCACAUCUGAAAACAAAUAUCUGGCGUUACUUCACAUAUCAUUCGGUACAUUUCAAUUUAACACACUUGAUGCUGAAUGUUGUGCUUCAGGUUCUCAUUGCGCUUCCAUUAGAGACGACCGAGGGUCAUUUACGCGUGUUGAUCGUGUACUUUUCUGGUGUUGUAUUUGGAGCCAUUGGAUCAUUGCUGUUUAAUCCAACUCAAAGUAUAGUGGGCUCUUCAGGAGGCGUAUUUAGUUUGCUAUUUGGUCAUAUGAGCCAAUGUACUUUGAAUUGGAGAAUCAUUUCAUAUCGCUCCUUUCGAAUGACUGCCAUUUUAUUGUUAUUUUUUAGCGAUUUGUUGUUUUCAGUAUUGAAGCAUAUUUAUUGGAGUAGUGUUGAGCCGAAAAUUAGCUUUUCAGCUCAUAUAUGUGGAAGUGUAGCUGGUUAUUUCACCGGAUUACUCGUUUUUAAGAAAGAGAAAAGGCGACGAAGUCCAACUGAAUACUAGACACUACAAAUUAUUGUUUAUCUUCUACUCGAUCAC